GUGUUGGGGGGUGGGUGCAUUCACCAGAGAGAGUGGGGAGCAGAACCGGCAGAUCUAUGGAAAUACACUGCUGAAGGGAGCAGCAGGCAAGACAGGAGAGGUCUGCUGCGCUGUGUGGGUCAGCUCCCUGGCCGGGGAUUGAACUCAGGCUGUUGUGAUGGGCCAUCGUGGUGGUAGUGCUGGUACUUAACCCCUAGGCCCCAGGGAGGCCCACCAAGCUGCUUGUCUUGAGGAUCCGCCUGUAGUUGUCAGGGAAGGCUUCGAGGAGAAGGUUGUGCUUGAACUGGGCACUGUGGGGAGAAGUGAGGAAAUCCAGUACCACAGUGAAGGGAGAGGAUCAGGGUUUUGACAAGUGCCAGGGUGCAGAGGUCAACAGACAUGAGGUAUGUGAACUGCAGGACAUUUAGGGUAAAAGACGGACAGGUAUGACUAGGGAAGCAGCAGGAAAUGAGGACGGAGAGGAAAGUGGAGCCAGCUCUUGAAGAAAUAAUAACAAUAGCUAUCUUACUGGGAGCGAACAGUUUGUCCAGUAUUGUGUCCAUCCUUUGAACAGUGCCAGCCAGCUUUGGUCCGAAAUCUCCAUGUGUGCUCCCUUGUUAGUCUUCGCAACAGCCCCGUGAUGGAGUAUUUACCAGGGAGUGGUCUCUCACCUCUUGAUUUGGCCUGCACAUUGCUGCAAGACUAACCCUUGAUGCUUUUAUACAUUUAAAAACUUUUUUUAAGGAUUUAUUUAUGCAUACAUAAAUAAAUACAUACCCUCCAGAGGUGUGGAGGGUGAGAGGAUUUGCCAGAGAGAGCGGGGAGCAGAAUAGGCAGAUUGACUGAAAUACUCUGCUGAGGGGAGCAGCGGGCGAGUCGGAAAGGUCUGCUGCGCCAUGUGGGUUGCUCCCUGGCUGGGGAUCGAACUCAUGCUGCAGUGGCUGCGGAUAGCUGGAUAGCACUGUCUCUAACCCCUGUGCCACCAGGGAGGCACUAAAAACUUUUUUUUUUUGUGACUCCCGUUUCCUGAUGGAAUUCCAAACCCACCAAGAUCAUCUGACUUCAAAACAUCUUGGGGUAAAGUGUGAAGAUACAUGUAUCCUAGAAUUGAAUAAAAACAGAAAUGGAUGUAGGUAGGCAUUAAGCUCAGAGAAAUACUCAAUGAAAAAGGCAAGAUGCAGAUAAUGUGUGGGUGUACUCAUUUGUGUUAUGAGAGAGGUGAAAUAAGUUUCUAAGUGCAGAAAAAAAAAAUUCUGGAAUGGCAGAAAAGGCACAAUGGUUUCCUUUGGGAUAAAGUCCCAGAAAUCUAGACUGUUAGACUAACCUGGCUUGUCUUGCAUACUCUUUUCAUGCAGAAUGAAUUUUUUUUUACUGUGUAUGCAUUAUAUUUUUAGUCAAAAUUAAUAAAAAUAAGUCUUAAAGCUCUGCCAUGUACAUAGCAGUUAUUUAGGAAGGGAAUGUAGCGUAGAGCUCAAGAAUAAAGACUAGUCAGGCUACCUGGGUCCAAGGUCUGCUGCUGCCACCUACUAUCCCCUACCUUUAAGUUAAAUACUCUCUGUGUACCUGAGUCUGUCUCAGGAUGGGAGAUCAGUACUGCCUAUCUCCCGGGGUUGUCGUGAGGCUUAAGAGAAGGCAUACAGCAAAGGGAAUGAUACAGGAGCUGCAGAGAGACUCCAUGUGAACCGGAGGCCCAAGAUGGCGUUGCUGAAUCCAGGACUGUCAAAUAAAGGUACCUUGUUGGAAAAGUGAAAGGUGAGAAAAAGUCACAAAGGGCGGUCGGUGCAUGUCCCAGAUGGACUGAGGCGGAGGAGCAAGACAGGAAGGAGCCUGAAAUCGUGUGAUGGCAGGUCAUGGUUAUAUGGCAGCUUUUCUUAGCAUAUAUAAAAUAAUGAUAUGAUUUAUAAAUGACAUCUUAGGCUGGAUGAAAUGUGGUAGUUCUACCUUGAUCUUUGAAAUGACAGUGAGGUGUUCCUGUGUAAUUUAUUUAAUGAACCCCUUAAUGUAGGACAUGUGGGUCACCUCCAGCUUGAUACUUGCAGACAAUGCUACCAGUGAUCAUCCUUGAUACCCGCCUCUGCGUCUCAUCUGGGGUUCAUUUCUAAAUGAUAGUGCCGCCUGUUAAUUUUUUUUUUAAUUUAUACAAGAGCCGGGGUACAGGCCAUAUGUGCAGGAGGGUGAGAAGAUCCACCAGAGACAGAGCGAGGAACAGAACAGGCAGAUUAACUGAAAUACACUGCUGAGGGGAGCAGCGGGUGGGACAGGAGAGGUCUGCUCGCCAUGGGGGUUGCUCUGAGGCUGGCGGGGAAUCGAACCGGCACUGUAGAGGCUGUGGACAGCCUCACAACGCUGCACUCAACUGUCUGCGCUUCCAGGGAGGCCCUGUUAAUUUUUUAAAACCAUUUGGUUUUGUUCACUUAUGUUCACUUAUGUCUGGACAUAUUAUUGGAUAUGUACUCUUUCAAACAUGUGAUUGCAAAGAAUCAUAAGGAAGUUUUUGAGCACAGAAUUAGAUAGAGCUGAAAAGUUGUAAUCUUACUAAAAGUCAUCUGGGGAUUAGCUUAGUUGCUCGUGAGGUGGUAAUCUGUGACUGGGGAUGGAAAUACCUAAAUCUCCCCCAACUCAUCCCAACAUCAGGUUCCAGAGGUGGGUGGAUGCUGCCUAGGCUCCAGCUUUGCAUGCUGAGGCUGUGGUAUCAACAGGGAGGGCCAAAUGGGUCCCUCUCACCAACUCCUAAGGCUGCAGGGUGGGAAAAGGAGGCCCCACAUCCUGUGCCUAAAUAACGUCGAGUUGUGCAAUACCCUGUAAUGAGAGGUGAUCCUCUCCCUAGCAGUGUCUUCUUCCUUGUAGCUCAGGCUGCAGGACAAGGGAGUGGCGGGCAGGGAAAUGGGAGGAGCCCAGCCGCCUUCCCCUCCAAGGCACUGGGCAGAGCUCCUUUUACUCCGUGGCCAGGACUUUGGGAGUUGGGGUCAGAGCUGCAGGAAGACGAUGAAACUGAGGCACAGAGGUUAAAGAACUUCCCCAAGGUCACAUAGAUGGAAAUGACUUAGAGGCCUUACAAAUACUUCUGUGCAUUCUUGCUUCAGACUUUACGAUUGUGGGCCAGCCCAGUCUGGAAGCAUCUCUGAUUAAUGUUACAAGGAAACCGCUACCUCAGCAAAUAGAAGGAGAGGAGGAGAAGACUUAUAAUUUAUAACAUGCCAUUUUUAAAAAAAAUCGUCUUCAAAAAAUAUUCAAGGAAAUUUGGAAAUUUUUUGCAUUGAGAAGCAGCGUCACAGGUGAAUGGAUUUGGCAGGCAGGCUCUGUCAAUUCUGCAGAGGUUUGCGCUUCCCUCUCCAGGACUUAGUGUGAACACUUCUGUACUGCUUUUUAAAUUGCUGUUGAUCAGCUGGUGGGUUUUUGAGUUCUAACUUUUCUGUAUAUUGAAGAUACAUUAUAUUACAUUUUUUAAAGUUAAGUUAUUUUUCUGCCAUUGUAAAUACAAGUAUCAAAAAUAUUCUUGCAAAGCAAUUAUAGGUAAACAUUUUUCUCAGCAAGCAUAUCUUUCUAUUGAGAGAGUGAAAUGCUAACAGUUCUUAUGUAGCAUUUUGGACACACUUUUAUUUUUUGUUGGAGGGCUUCCCGACCCGAAAAUACUCAUUAUAUAAACCCUUGUCCUUCUCACCUCUACAUUGGAUCCCAUGGUCACCUGCCUCAUGAAAAUGCCUUUUUUAAAACUUAGAUUUGCAGAACUCCACUAUUUUUAUACCUAGCUACAGUUUUGGGGGGAAAAAAGAGAAUCCACCCCCUGACCAGCUCACGGUCACUGGGACACCUCCCCCUCCCGCAUGUAUUGCUGCAGUGCCCAGGACAGUAAGAUGGACUAUAAGCGGCGCUUCCUGCUUGGCGGGUCCAAGCAGAAGGUGCAGCAGCACCAGCAGUACACGAUGCCUGAGCUGGGCCGAGCACUGAGUGCCCCUCUGGCAUCUACGGCCACCACCGCCCCCCUGGGCAGUCUUACUGCCGCAGGCAGCUGCCACCAUGCCAUGCCUCACUCCACUCCCAUCGCCGACAUCCAGCAGGGCAUCUCCAAAUACCUGGACGCCCUCAAUGUCUUCUGCCGUGCCAGUACUUUCCUCACGGAUCUCUUCAGCACUGUGUUCAGGAACUCUCACUACUCGAAGGCAGCCAUGCAGCUCAAAGAUGUGCAGGAGCACGUCAUGGAAGCAGCCAGUCGACUGACGUCGGCCAUAAAGCCCGAGAUUGCCAAAAUGCUGAUGGAACUUAGUGCCGGGGCUGCAAACUUCACAGAUCAGAAGGAAUUCAGUCUCCAGGACAUUGAGGUGCUGGGGCGAUGUUUUUUGACAGUGGUGCAAGUCCACUUCCAGUUUUUGACCCAAGCAUUACAGAAGGUCCAGCCCGUAGCUCACUCUUGCUUUGCUGAGGUGGUUGUGCCAGAAAAAAAGAACAGCAACAGUGGCAGCGGCUUAUCUGGCAUGGGCCACACACCUGAACUGGAGGAAGCUGUGCGAUCCUGGCGGGGGGCUGCUGAGGCAACAUCCAGACUAAGAGAGCGAGGCUGUGAUGGCCGCCUGGCAGGAAUUGAAGUUCAGCAGCUCUUCUGUUCACAAAGCGCAGCAAUUCCUGAGCAUCAGCUAAAAGAACUCAAUGUAAAAAUUGACAGUGCUUUACAAGCAUAUAAAAUAGCUCUGGAGAGCCUGGGCCACUGUGAGUACGCAAUGAAAGCCGGCUUCCACUUGAACCCGAAGGCUAUUGAAGCAACUUUGCAGGGCUGCUGCAGCGAGGCGGAAGCACAGCAGACGGGUCGGAGGCAGACUCCGCCGCAGCCCAUGCAGUGCGAGCUUCCCACUGUCCCUGUGCAGAUAGGACCGCACUUCCUGAAGGGGGUCUCCUUCAAUGAGUCAGCCGCGGACAAUCUGAAACUCAAGACGCAUACGAUGUUGCAGCUGAUCAAGGAGGCAGGCUGCUACAACGGACUCACACCCAGGGACGAUUUUCCUGUGACUGAAGUUCUGAACCAGGUGUGUCCCUCCACAUGGCGCGGUGCCUGCAAGACCGCUGUGCAGCUGCUAUUUGGCCAAGCUGGACUGGUGGUAGUUGACACAGCUCAGAUUGAAAAUAAAGAGGCGUAUGCCCCCCAGAUCAGUUUAGAAGGCUCCAGAAUUGUGGUUCAAGUCCCAUCCACAUGGUGCCUGAAAGAAGACCCCGCUACCAUGUCCCUGCUGCAGAGAAGCCUGGACCCCGAGAAGACCUUGGGCCUGGUGGACGUGCUCUAUACGGCCGUGCUGGACCUCAGCCGCUGGAGGGCAGGCAGGGAGCAAGCUUUACCCUGCAUACAAAUCCAGCUUCAAAGGGAGAUCUGUGAUUUUGGGAAUCAGGCUGACCUGCCUUCUGGAAAUGGAAACAAAUCUUCAGGGGGCCUGCAGAAGACGUUCUCCAAACUGACGUCCCGGUUCACCAAGAAAGCAUCGUGUACCACUUCUAGCAGCAGCACAAGCUAUUCCAUCCCCAGCACCCCUUCCAAAAACAUCUUCGUCGCUGGGUGUUCAGAAGAAAAGGCCAAAAUGUCUGGUAAUAUUGACACGAGGCUCCAGAGCAUUUUGAACAUUGGUAAUUUUCCUCGGACUCCAGACCCUUCACAGCCAGCUCAGAGCUCCGGGCAUCAGAUGGCCAAUGGUUUCCUCAUGGAGAGGCGUGAGGCUUUCCUGCAAGGGGAAGAUGGGAAGGAUGAGAAGGGCAUGAACUUACCCACUGAUCAGGAAAUGCAGGAGGUGAUUGAUUUUCUCUCCGGCUUUAACAUGGGCCAGUCACAUCAGGGCUCCCCGUUGGUGACGAGGCGUAACUCUGCUGCCACGGCCCUGGUACCUGAGCAGAAGGCGGGGGGCAUGCAGCCACAGCAACCACCACUGCCAGUGCCCCCUCCGCCGCGGCCACCCCAGGCUGGGACGCAUGCACCUCUGACACCCCAGCCGGGACUGGCACCUCAGCAGCAGUCCCCCAAGCAACAGCAACCCCAGGUCCAGUACUACCAACACCUGCUCCAGCCCAUUGGGCCGCAGCAGCCCCCACCCCAGCCUCGGGCCCCCGGGAAAUGGAGCCACAGCUCGUCCCAGCAGCCAGCGCAGCCCGUCGGAGCGGGUCUGUCUCCUCUCGGCCAGUGGCCUGGCAUGUCUGAUCUCAGUUCUGACUUGUACAGCUUGGGGCUGGUGAGCAGCUACAUGGAUAAUGUGAUGUCGGAGGUUUUGGGCCAGAAGCCACAGGGACCUAGAAAUAACACUUGGCCAAACCGUGACCAAAGCGAUGGAGUCUUCGGAAUGUUGGGAGAGAUUCUGCCCUUUGAUCCUGCAGUGGGAUCAGACCCAGAGUUUGCACGCUAUGUGGCGGGCGUGAGCCAGGCAAUGCAGCAGAAGCGACACGUCCCACAUGGGCGCCGCCCAGGCAACCCCCGGGGCAACUGGCCCCCCAUGGACGAUACCCAUCGCACCUGGCCUUUCCCAGAGUUCUUUUCAGAAGGGGAUGGCCUGCACAGCGGCUGGUCGGGCGCUCAGGGAGACUCAGCCAGCUCGAGUGAUGAGACGUCUUCUGCCAACGGGGACAGCUUGUUCUCCAUGUUUUCAGGGCCUGACCUCGUUGCUGCUGUUAAACAGAGAAGGAAGCACAGCAGUGGCGAGCAGGAGACCAGCAUGCUGCCCUCACCUCCUCUUCUCACCACGGUGGAGGACAUGAACCAGGAUAACAAAACCAAAACGUGGCCACCCAAAGCACCCUGGCAACACCCUUCCCCGCUGCCCAGCACACUGCCCAGCCCAAGUGCACCCCUCUACGCAGUCUCCAGUCCCGGCAGCCAGUGGAACGACACCAUGCAGAUGCUGCAGUCCCCGGUGUGGGCUGCCACCAGUGACUGCAGCGCCGCCUCCUUCUCCUACGUGCAGACCCCGCCGCAGCCCCCACCCCCCUCAGCACACAAGGCAGCACCCAAGGGCUUCAAGGCCUUCCCUGGGAAGGCCGAGCGCAGGCCGGCUUACUUGCCCCAGUACUGACCCAGGGCCAGCCUGCCUGCCCAAGGCUGCUGGGGCCAGUGUCUCCACUCCAGAGCUGACUAGCUGACACCAGCCCCCCAGAGGACCAGUGCACCCCUGUCCCAGGCAGGGAUCCUUGGGGAUGGGGGUGGUUGGCAGCUCCAAGCCUUUAAGGCCUGGCUUCUCAAACUUUGGAGGCAUCAGACCCCUGGGUAACCAGCUGAAGACAGGUCUCUGACCCUCCUCAGGAAUGCUGGGGGAUCUUUGAACUUAACAAGCACCUCCGGUGAUUCUGAUGCAGGUGGACCACAGGCCACACUUAGAAACACAGCUCUCAAGUUUGUAGUCCUACUGUGUGCGUUAGGAAGGCAUCAGGCCUGAAGGCUGAGAGCAAAACUGACCAUUCUUCUGAAACCCUCUCCCACCCCUUAACACAUUGAGUGAUGACCAUACCAAUCACUGUCUUUUAUAGCUAUUUUUCAUAUAGGUUUUUGUUAAAACAUCUCCUGCCUAAAAAUGCAUCGACUAUUUUAAGAAAACAAACACAGUGGCUGGAGGUUUGUUCAACACUAUCUUUAUUUAAGCUUAUACAAAUUGGGCCAAGUAUAAAAUAUUUGUGAUCAGAGGCAAUCACCUGGGUUUUCUGUGGGUGGGCAACCUGUCGCCACUUCAGCAGCACGCAGGGGUGCGACCUUUACCAGAUUCAUAUAUGCAGAAUCGUAAAAGUGAUGUCGGAGACAAAUUCCUGGUGGUGCGUGGAGCUGAGCCAGCUGGCGCUGUCGUGUGUGGGAUCGAGUCGCACCAGCCGCCUCGGUCCUUCCACACGACCUCAAAACACACAGUGCAGUCACAGGGCUGCCCAGUGGCACCUGUGCUUGAAAUUGCAGUGACAUUUGUGAGCUGGCUCAGGACAAACUGAUGAAGGUGUAGAUAGGAAUUAAAGUCUGUAGAAAACAGAAAACCACCUCAUUUUCAGUUACACGUGCCAUUAAGUAGAUAACACCCUGUGGAUUUCAGAAUAUGUCCAGCCAGGAUGGAUCCAGAAGAAUUGAAUGGUGCUUAAAUUGAGAAAUAAAUAUAUCUAUAUAGACUAGACAUAUCCCACUGUAUAUUAAUUGAGGUUACAGAAGUUCUUUAUAUAAAACUUAUUUAAAUUUUUCAUAUUUCAUCUUUGAAAAAGUCUAAUUGAGAAAAAAAAUCCAUAAUAUUUUCUGGUAUGAAAGUUUGACAGUAUUAAUAUUUUUUUUAUAUUUUCGUAAACCAUUAAACCAUUUUAAUAUAUGUUAACUACUAAUAAAUGGUUUAUUCUUAUUAACUCCACAUAAGCUUUUCCAGCAGAGAUUGUAAUAACACAUUUAUGUUCUCAUUUUUCUACGGAUAUAAGUAAAUUUAUAUUUAAAAAAUACCAAAAAGAAGAUAUAUAUAUGUACGUAUACACACUAAUGAUAGCGGACCCUUAGGGUGUCUGAGCCCAGCCAUCUGAAUUCUUAGUACUGUGUCGCCAGGCUGUCGCCGGGCCUCGGGUGUUGUCUUCGUGCUGUGUGGGGAUGCCAUUGCUGCCUGUACUUCUGAUCCUGUCACCAUGGGUUCUAAACAUUCGCCUCACCAUGUUUACAGAGAACUAUUUUGUACAUAGACUUUUCCAGGCACGUGCUUUGCACCGACCCUGCGUGGCUCGUCUGUGUUAGCUGUCACAGUGUGUGCACUAACCUCUGUUGAUGUUGUUUGUGGCUGUUUUCCUUGUAAGAUAGUUUUCUAUUUCCUUCAGAAACGUGUCCACAGUACCCUGUAUUUCCAGUUUUAUUAUACUGAAGUACUCUUGUUUUCAUCGUGCCUCCCCAAAGACCUCAUACUGGACAGAGGUCCGUCCUUGAUGCCCCAGCACAGGUGACACCAACAUUGUUAUUGUCACUUUCUAGUCUGUUUUUCUCCAUUAAGACAUUUUGUAAUUGCAUCUCCCUGGGCUGUGAGACCGUGUGAAGCUGUUUGUGUGGUCUCUUUGUAGGUGCUGUGUUCUCGGCACCGCCUCGCUCUGAACACUGGUGAUUCCAGGUGCUGCGCUCGGCAGAGGGGUCUUGCCAAAGCGCAUGUGUGUGCGUGUGUGCGUCCUUUGCAUGACCGAGCUUGGUGGCCUUGCUCGGGCAUUAGCAGGACAUCGUGAGAAUAGUUACGCUUCCAAACUGGAACUCUACAUUUUGUAUCUUACUUUUAAAGCUCCUAUAAGUAAAAUAACUAUUGGCUUUAUUAAAAGUAUACAUUUAAUAAUAUUUUGUAUCUCUGUUUAAAAUGAGCUACCACAGAUACGCCUCAGAAGCCCUGCCUGAUUCAUUCCUUUGAAAAACAUGGGCCUCCCCGGUGGCGCAGUGGUUGAGCGCUGGGUUGCGAAUCUGCCCGCGGCCUCUGCUGCGCCGGUUCGAUCCCCGGCUGCUCCCUGGCCACCGGAGGAGGGUCCCACAUGGCGCGCAGACCUCUCCUGCUGCCCGCUGUUCCCCUCAGCAGUGUACUUCGGUCCUUCUGCCUGCUCUGCUCCCCGCUCUGGCUCUGGUGAAUUCUCUCACCUCCUGUGCUUCUGACUGUACCCAGGGCAUCAUGUAUAAACAAAACAAACAAACAAACAAAUAAAUAAAUAAAAUAAACAUGCCUCUAUAAAAAAAAAAAAAAGAAAAAAAAAAAAGAAAAACAACCCAAGUUAAUUUCCAGGCCAGCCCAUCAUCUGCCAAUUCUGAGCCACUGCAAAGGGGAGGACCACCUUGGGGUGUCAGGAGGAGCUGGGAUGGGUGGGCAGGCAGCAGAAUCACCUAGCACACCUCCCCUGCUGGCUCCUGAGAGCCAGAGCUGGGGGAGGGCUCAGAGUGGAGCCAGUAUGGUGGGGAGGGGCCCACCUAGGAGGAUGUGAGAUCUCCCCUAGGUUGAGGUCCGCCGGCACCCAUAUUCCAGCAGCCAUGGGCACGGCAAGCUGCCCAGGCCGUCUCUCCAAGAAGCUGAUGUAGGGAUGAGCUUUCCCCCUAACUCCACCAAGGAGCCAGAGACAAGAAAAACUAGCCUUGCUGGAUGACGCCGUCCUACUGAGCAGAAGGAAAGGCUGUACAGUGGGAAGCGUGGAGGGAGGGUGGUCAUUUCCGCUGGUCCUCAGCAAGGUAGGCCUAUGUUGGAACUUUUUUUUUCCCCAUAUACAUAGGCAAAUAGCCUUUGAGCUUUAACAUACCUGUAUAAACCCCACGCAGGUGCCUCCCUGCUGAGAUGCCCAGAGGGCGAGCAUGGGCACCAAGUCCCUGAGCCUCAGUACACCUCAGGACAGGCUACUUUAGAAACAGCCCUGUAGGGGGAGGGAGCUAAGGAAUACACUAGAAGAGCCUAUUUUUAAAAAAUUAGAGACCUGUGCUGAGGGUAGAGGGGGGGAAAUAUUAAAUAGAAAAACACCUUUUAUUCAGGUAUGCUCCUGUUUCCCAUGAGUAGCCCACCCAAGUGCUGCUCACUGACUGAGUCACAGAGCAGUAGUGACAGAAGAGUCUACCACCUGGCUACAGGGAUGAAAGUGGAACACAGGUUGGACUGGAGCUCCAUGGGCUCCUUGGCCCAGCUGAGGUCCUUGUGAGGCUCCUUUCCCACCUGGGGGCUCUUGGGAGGAGUGUCCGGCUCUGGGAAUACAGAUGAAAGGCCACACACCAACCAAGUGGGAGAGGUUGGGAGGGGACGGCCCUCCAUGCACUGUCUCCCCCGUGACCUGCUUCCACAUCAAGAGACAAAAUAAACCCACUAGCCAGCUCCUCGGCGGCCAAAAAGCCAUGUGCACAGACAUCAGGACGGUGAUCCUGCACGGGCACGUGGGAGUCUGGGGAGCCUCUGGGCAGGCUCUUCAAAGCAAUGCACACAGCUGACCUUACAAUGUCAUGGGGUAUGCUGCUGGGCCCAGGCCUCUGCAUGUCUGUGAGGGUGUCACCAGACAAGAGAACAGUCCCAGCCUCCCCACAGCAUGCGGAUAAGCUUGCAACAUACCAGUCACUGUCCCUCCUCCACUCGCUGGGAAUCAGUGGAGUGAGGGGUCCCGCUCCCAAGCCCCAGAAAGGGCUCUUGAGACCCUCUGGUUAAGAUUGCAAAGAGGACCCCACAGACACCAGGAAGGGCAGGAAAGAGUCAGGAUUUACUGAUUAGCACAAGAGCAAGAAAGAUUGCUCUGGGAGGCUCUCUGAGCAUGAGAGACUGGGAGGGCUAGGGCUAGGGGCCUAGAGCUUGAGGACUAAGGUAUUAAACUUUUUUGGCUGAGAAAGCAAGUGAGUGGACAUGGCUAAAGUCCAGAUAUUGUGGCUGGCUGAAGACACCCAUCAGCUGCAGCUUGGGGGUCAUGCAGGGCCUGAGGCAUCACCAUCUGCAAGGUGCAUUUCACAGAGGCUGUGUGCCCCAGCUCCAGCUGACUUGGUGGGGUCUCACGGUCUGUGACUUAUCUUGUUACAGGGCAGGAGAGGGGCCCCCCAGGCCCCCCAAACCUGUCUGCUGUAAAUAGGUUCUGCCAUCUGCUGCAUCAACACAAAACAUACGAGACUUUAAUGGGAAGGAACUUUAAUACAAUUAGGAAAUAAUACAGGAAAGGCAAAGAAUCUAGUUUCUAAAUCAAGUACCCAAAGUUACCUGUCACCUCGUGGGUAAAAGUCCAUCCAAAUGGGACCAGCCCAGAGCAAGACCUCAAAGCCUGCCACAGUCUAAAGCAUCUUCCAGAGGGGACCCACGGAAAAGGUUCAGAAACAACCAGACAAGUCAGGAGGAAAAAGAACAAAAUCAAAAGCAAGACAAAAACCGCCACUGUCACCUCCCCCCGGGUCUCACCCACAUGUCACCCAGUCCACGACCCAAAGACAAGCGCAGUUUCUUCACGUGUCUCUAGGCUCCAUGCGCCUCCUCCAGGUUUCCUUCUGGCUCCAUCCUGCUUCCUUCCUUCCUCAGUCUCCUCUGCAGCUUCUUCUCUCCCUGCUCAUCUCCACCCUCCCUUGGGUGGGGCAGGGAACCUGGAACCUCCCCCUUUCCUGGGGACCACCCUGUUACAGUCUGAGUCCUUAACUGCCCCCUUUUCCCACAGUAGCCAACUUGCUAUGUAGAGAU
Messenger RNA from Talpa occidentalis (Iberian mole), 12089 nucleotides. RefSeq names its product granule associated Rac and RHOG effector 1 (gene GARRE1). The transcript has 15 exons. Gene Ontology annotation, biological process: Rac protein signal transduction. The record is from RefSeq and is a predicted model, not a curated record. The coding region runs from base 3804 to 7016 and encodes 1070 amino acids. Gene Ontology annotation, molecular function: CCR4-NOT complex binding. NCBI's taxonomy places the organism in Eukaryota, Metazoa, Chordata, Mammalia, Eulipotyphla, Talpidae.